AUGAUCAUGAUCACACAUACAACGGCUCGUUAUAUGAUGACACGCAAAGGCAAUAUGAUACACACGUACAACGGCUCGUUAUUCAAUUUAUCUAACUCCUACUUAAUUUUUAAAAAUCUUCAUCAGAUAAAAUUUAUCGAAUCAUCGUUUGCAUCGUCAUCUUCUUCAACGUCGUCGCCAAAAGAUGAACAUCUCAACCCUCACUUCAAACAACAUCCAAGCCAACAACUAAACCAACAACAACAAAACCAGCACCAACCUAAUCUAAAAUGUCGCUUCAAACGCCAAUACUACGACCUGGCGACAUACAGACGACACAUGUCCACAGCUUGCUACAAGUUUAUGUUCUCACCCAUCGACUCCGACCACUUUUUCCUGGCGUCUCUCGACUAUAGCUACUUACGCGUCGUGAAGACUCCUAGCGAUGCCAUCGUCAACUUGUUCUUCCCUCAAGAUGACAAACUCGCGAGGGCAAAUUUACUAAAAAAUUACUCCAUUCUACAAGAAGAUAUACAACGUAGAGAGGAAACCAGAAAGUUGAGACAACUGGAGUACAUGCACCGACAACAACAGCAGCAGCAACAACAACAACAACAUCAUCAACAACAACAACAACAUGAAAACAAUAAUGAAAAAGUCAAUAGCAGAGAUAAAAUAGUUGAUAAUGACGUUAACAACAUUAAAAGUAACAUCAACUUCAACUCAAACAACAUUAUAACAAGCGCGUUCUACCACAACGACACUAAAAACAGCAGCAGCAGCAACAACCAGGAUGGCGACAACGACGAUUAUUACGACGACGGCACGUAUGAGGAGAAAGAUGAAAAGUUCUACGCAUCGUACGGAUUCAUCAUCAGACUCGAUCCUAUGCUGCAACGUCAUCAUGACGUCAUAUGCCAUCUAUUAGGAGAUAUUUAUCGAAAUAAUAAAAGAUCGUAUCUAAUGGAGCCAACGCGACACGACGCGACACCAUACGACGCAACACGACACGAAAAUGACAUCAAAGUCGAUGUUGAAUCUCGAAGCUAA
Messenger RNA from Helobdella robusta, 1029 nucleotides. RefSeq lists its product as hypothetical. The transcript is spliced from 2 exons. Bases 1 to 1029 code for a protein of 342 amino acids. The record is from RefSeq and is a predicted model, not a curated record. NCBI's taxonomy places the organism in Eukaryota, Metazoa, Annelida, Clitellata, Rhynchobdellida, Glossiphoniidae.